CUUCUAAGUUUCUAAGUCCAAAAACUUAACUUUUAUACAAUUUCACACUAGAGUAAAAUAACCCUAAUAAUAAUUUUUUAUUUUCCAAUUUAAUCCUCAAAUAGAGAUUGGUAACCAUAUUUUAACUUUCAUAUUUCCCUCCAAAAAAUCUCAACUUUUCUCAAUGGGUGCUAUUCCCUUUUCCCUCUUCUUUCCAUCUUCCAAAACCUCCAUUGAAGAGAAGCAAGAAGAGAGAGAAAGACCAUGAUUUUUGACAAACCCAGAAAUGAGAAAUGCAGUUCAACACACUAUCAAUUUCACCCGCACCAAUUUCCCGGAUAAAAUAGACGUCAAGGCAUUAGCCAACCGCUACGCCGCCGCGCUCCAACGAUGCUUCCCGCCAAGCCCCACCUCGCAGUCCCUUGCUCGGACCAUCCAUGCCCACAUGAUAACUUCUGGGUUCAACCCAAGAGGCCAUAUUAUCGACCGCCUGAUUGAUGUAUACUGUAAAUGCAAAAAUCUAGGGUAUGCACACCAAGUGUUUGAUAAAAUUCCCCAACCAGAUAUUGUAGCGAGAACCACUAUAGUGUCUGCUUACUGCAAUUUGGGGGAGAUGAAGGAGGCAAGAAGGAUUUUUGAUGAAAUCCCAUUUCAUAUUCGUGAUGUUGUGUGUUAUAAUGCUGUGAUCACAGGGUAUAAUCAUAACAGUGAUGGUGUUUCUGCUAUUCAAUUGUUUGGGGACAUGUUGAGGGAUGGUGUUAGGCCUGAUCAUUUUACUUAUAGUAGUGUUCUUAGUUCUUUAAGUUUGAUUGCAGAUGAUGCAAGGCAGUGUUACCAGCUGCAUUGUGCCGUGGUGAAGUCUGGAACAGGGUGCUCUACCUCGGUGUUGAAUGCACUUAUAUCGCUGUAUGUGAAGUGUGCUUCUUCGCCUUUUGUUGCAUCUAGUUCAUUGUUGGGUGUGGCUCGGGAACUCUUUGAUGAGAUGCAAGGGAAGGAUGAGCUGACAUGGACAACAAUGAUUACUGGGUAUGCAAGGAAUGAUGACCUUGAUUCAGCACGAGAAGUUUUUGAUUCAACCGGUGUUAAGGUUGUGGCUGUGUGGAAUGCAAUGAUUUCGGGUUAUGUGCACCAUAGUUUGUAUCCAGAGGCUUUGGACCUUUUUAGAAGGAUGAAUGCUGAAGAAAUUCAGCACGAUGAAUAUACAUAUACAAAUGUUCUUGGUGCCUGUGCUGAUUCUGGUAUGUUUUGGCAUGGAAAGGAGAUACAUGCUCGCAUUUUGCGGAAGGAAGAUAGAGUAAGACACAGAGUUGAAGUCCAAUCUUCUAUAAAUAAUGCAUUGGUCACAUUAUACUCUAAAUGUGGCAGAAUUCGUGAAGCUCGGCAUAUUUUUGAAGAGAUGCAUGUAAGAGAUAUAGUUUCCUGGAAUGCAGUAUUGUCAGGCUAUGUGACUGCUGGCCAGAUUUUAGAAGCGAAAGAAUUCUUCAACAAAAUGCCAGAGAAGAACCUUUUGACCUGGGCUGUGAUGAUAGCAGCAUAUGCACAAAGUGGAUUAGGAGAAGAAAGUAUUAAGCUACUUAAUAAGAUGAGGAUGGAAGGAUUUCAGCCGUGUGAUUAUACAUAUGCUGGGGCAUUGACGGCCUGUUCAAAUCUUGGAGCACUAGAUCAAGGGAGGCAGCUUCAUGGUCAAGUAAUUCGCUUUGGAUAUGAGUCGAGCCUUUCAGUGGCAAAUGCUCUGAUAACAAUGUAUGGAAGAUGUGGUGUGGUUGAGGAUGCUGACUUAAUGUUUUCCACCAUGCCUUCUAUAGAUUCUGUUUCUUGGAAUGCCAUGAUUGCAGCUUUUGGGCAGCACGGAGAUGGCCGUCAAGCAUUGGAACUCUUUGAGCAGAUGCUUAAAGCUAAGAUACUACCUGAUCGGAUUACAUAUCUUACUAUUAUCACUGCAUGUACUCACUCUGGGUUGGUCGAUGAAGGGAGGCAUUAUUUUCAUUCCAUGCAUAAAUAUCAUAUUUCUGCUGGAGAAGAUCAUUAUGCGAGGAUGAUCGACUUGUUUUGUCGUUCAGGAAAGUUCCAGGAAGCUGAGGAACUGAUCAAUAAAAUGCCUUUUGAGCCAAAAGCACCUAUCUGGGAAGCUCUUCUUGCUGGAUGCCGGAUUCAUGGGAACUUAGACCUUGGUAUAAAAGCUGCUGAAAAACUAUUGGACUUAAUUCCACAACAUGAUGGUACCUACAUACUGUUAUCAAAUAUGUAUGCUGCAGCUGGCCAGUGGGUUGAUGUGGCAAGGGUGAGGAUGUUAAUGAGAGAGCAAGGUGUGAAAAAAGAGCCUGCUUGUAGUUGGAUAGAUGUCGAAAAUAAGGUUAAUGUAUUCUUGGUGGAUGAUACUUCACACCCAGACGUACAAGAAGUGUACGACUAUCUUGAGCAAUUGGGACCGAAAUUAAGGGAACUGGGAUAUGUUCCUGAUACUAAGUAUGUGUUGCAUGAUAUGGAGACAGAGCAGAAAGAGCACAGUUUGACUACUCACAGUGAAAAACUUGCAGUUGCUUAUGGGCUCUUAAAGCUUCCUGUAGGAGCCACAGUUAGGGUAUUUAAGAACCUCAGGAUAUGUGGGGACUGCCACAAUGCAAUCAAGUACAUUUCGAAAAUAGUACAGAGAGUAAUAGUUGUGAGAGAUGUCAAGAGAUUUCAUCAUUUUAAAAAUGGUAAAUGCUCUUGUGGUGAUUACUGGUAAAGUAGUUUUUGUGAGAUUCAGCUAUAGCCGCAAGAAGGAAUGAAUUUGAAUUUGGAGCUCUACUUAAUUGGGGUUUUCUUGAAAACGUUGAAUUGUGAUGUCAUCUACCUGGAAGCUCAGCAAUAUUAAGAAGAAACCCCCCAUUGUGGUAACAUGCAACAAUUCUGUGUCGUGGCUCUGCUGCUCUGUUUUAACUUUUGCAGUGUUCUUUGGAUAAUUUGAUGUAUAUCAAAGCUUACAAACAGGGAUCUUUUUCAAUUUGAUGGAGAAAUACUCAAACUUACAAAUUAGAUACAAUUAAUGCAGCCUGGUCCUGGCCAUACAUAGGCUUUGUGAA
Molecule: messenger RNA, 3044 nt
Organism: Chenopodium quinoa (quinoa)
Lineage: Eukaryota; Viridiplantae; Streptophyta; Magnoliopsida; Caryophyllales; Amaranthaceae
Product: pentatricopeptide repeat-containing protein At1g25360-like
Exons: 1
Coding region: 266-2707 (813 amino acids)
Biological process (GO): RNA modification
Molecular function (GO): zinc ion binding; RNA binding; protein binding
Source: RefSeq, a predicted model, not a curated record